UGUUUGUGCAAGUGAUGGAGACUCGCAAGAAGAAACUAGGAGCGGACCAUCCUUCCACGCUGACCAGCAUGGCUAAUCUUGCUUGGACAUGGAAACGCUUUGGGAGAAGUGCUGAAGCUAUAGGCUUGCUGCAGGAGUGCGUUCAUCUUCGCUGUCAGACUCUUCGAGCAGGGCAUCCUGAUCUAGUAUCUUCUCAGGAAACCUUAGCUGAAUGGGAAGCAGAGCAAGCAGGUAGAAAUCUUGCGACGAGUUAAUUUUCUACUGGCUGUAGAAGUAGACAUACUUGAUCGACACCUUGAAACGUAAAUCACCCUAAUUCCACUAAAUUGGAGGAUCCAGUCUGACUAUUUGUAGAAUCCUUUUCGGCAUGGCGGGUUUUUCGUUACGCAGGGACGGAUGUUAGUCAGCGCUGCCGACUAUCUCACUUAAUCUCCCUAACAAGGGACGCCACAGCGUGUGCCACACCUGAGCGCCACACAUUGG
This is a messenger RNA of Aaosphaeria arxii CBS 175.79, 483 nucleotides long. RefSeq lists its product as uncharacterized. The record is from RefSeq and is a predicted model, not a curated record. Lineage: Eukaryota; Fungi; Ascomycota; Dothideomycetes; Pleosporales. Bases 15 to 254 code for a protein of 79 amino acids. The transcript has a single exon. Gene Ontology annotation, molecular function: protein binding.